Branchiostoma floridae (Florida lancelet) is the source of this 2137-nucleotide messenger RNA. RefSeq names its product cytosolic Fe-S cluster assembly factor narfl-like. Gene Ontology annotation, biological process: iron-sulfur cluster assembly. Gene Ontology annotation, cellular component: cytosolic [4Fe-4S] assembly targeting complex. The transcript is spliced from 11 exons. Gene Ontology annotation, molecular function: 4 iron, 4 sulfur cluster binding. NCBI's taxonomy places the organism in Eukaryota, Metazoa, Chordata, Leptocardii, Amphioxiformes, Branchiostomatidae. Bases 213 to 1637 code for a protein of 474 amino acids. The record is from RefSeq and is a predicted model, not a curated record.
GCAACAGUGAGCACGUACAGUACGGUACAGGUCUUUGUGCGGGAUAGAGUGGGCGUAACGGUACCGUGCUGUAAACAAUAAGGACUGCACUGGCGAUUUCUGCAAGUUCUGGGACUGUAGUUUUGCACAAAGAGCCGAUUAAGAUUGAAAGAUUGAAGGGCGGUCCUAAGGAAUCAGUAUGCCAUAGUCACAGAACUUCAUAGGACUACAAAAUGGACAAAGGACAGAAGAGAGCUGCGUGUUGUGGAGAGUGUGGCACAAAGGAAUGCAUCAAACCUGUGAAGGUUGAGAAGACGGCGGGCGAGGUGGGGAAGAUUAAGAUUCACAAUGACGGCAGCUACGUGCAGGUGGCACAGACAGGUGAGGAAGUUAAGCUGCAGAAGGCUAAGAUCACGCUGAACGACUGCCUGGCCUGCAGCGGCUGCAUCACCUCUGCGGAGGCUGUCCUCAUCACACAACAGAGCCAGGACGAGCUCUACAGGGUCUUACAACAAAACACACAAGCAGCACAGGAUGGCGAGACAUCGCAGGAGAAGUUAGUGGUGAUCUCCAUCUCUCCCCAGUCCAGAACAUCUCUGGCUGCCAGGUACAACCUGUCCAGUCUGGAAACAGCCAGAAAACUCACCGGAUUCUUUAAACAAUUGGGUGCCCAUUAUGUGUUUGACACGACGUUUACGCGAGACUUCAGCCUGCAGGAGAGCCAGAGAGAGUUCGUCCAGAGAUUUCAGGGCAACGAUGCGUCGGCCCCCCUCCCCAUGUUAGCUUCUGCCUGUCCAGGUUGGAUCUGCUAUGCAGAGAAGACCCAUGGGGAGUAUGUGUUACCUUACAUCAGCACCACCAAGUCUCCACAGCAGGUCAUGGGGUCUCUGGUCAAGGAUCACUUCUCCAAACAACAGGGGAAACCUCCUGACCAGAUCUACCAUGUGACUGUGAUGCCCUGUUUUGAUAAGAAGCUGGAGGCCUCCAGAGAAGACUUCUACAGCGAUGUGUACAGAACCAGGGAUGUGGACUGUGUCAUCACUUCUGGUGAAGUAGAGGCCAUGUUGGAGAAGGAGGGGAUCUCCCUGGUGGAUGUCACUCCUGCAGACCUGGACACCAUGUUCAGUAGUACGUCAGGAGCAGAACUCCUGAGUCACAGCGGAGGCGGGUCAGGGGGAUAUCUGGAGCACAUCUUCAGAUAUGCUGCUAGGGAACUCUUCGGACAAGACGUGCAAUCUGUGAAUUACAAAACACUCAGGAACAAAGACUUUAAAGAGGUGACCCUUGAGGUGGAAGGGAAGGUAGUCCUGAAGUUUGCCCUGGCGUACGGCUUCAGGAACAUCCAGAACAUGGUACAGAAGAUCAAGCGAGGGAAGUCACCCUACCACUUUGUAGAGGUCAUGGCCUGUCCUUCAGGCUGUCUGAAUGGAGGUGGGCAGGUCAGAAUAGGAGACAAAGAGGCAGACAAGGACCUCCUGACCAGAGCAGAGGAGCUCUACUCGGCGCUGCCAGUUAGAACACCUGAGGAGAACCCUCUCCUUGAGUCCCUGUACAGCGAGUGGCUCAGUGGUAGGGACAAUGAGAAGGCCAGACGGAUGCUGCACACGUCCUACCAUCCUGUGGAAAAGAUGACGAACGCUCUAGCAAUCAAAUGGUGAUCACAACGAUGUUUCCUUGGUUUCUUUUAUGGUUAUUCGGGUCUUCUGCCUAGCCGGACUAAAAUCGUGCUCCUAGCGGCCGGCCUUACAGUAGCCACCACCUAGGGAGGGGGUCAGCCAGCGAGAGAUUGUGUAAACACAGGCUAGUGUUCUACCUGAAUCGCAAUGACAAUUCCUUGUUGUGUCUCUAUCAAGUAUCGACAUAAGGCACACUAUAGAGAAGAACAGCAUGGUAGAUGUCUCCAAACUUUACCUCCAUCAUUUUGGAUGAAAAGUUGGAUGGCUAUGUUAUAUAGAUGUACCUCAACAACAUAAAAUGCACAUAUUAUUGAGGCCAAGAAUAGAAUAGAACAUAGGUUUCUUUGUGUUGCAGAAAGAGCAUGCAAUAUGCGACCGUUGUGUCUUUGUGUGUUUAUGUUUUGUUGAAAAUACAAUACAAAUGUACAUGUACUUGCUUUUGGUAAAUACAAAUAUGUCUUGAGUAAAAGAAAACAUAUUUC